Messenger RNA from Ornithorhynchus anatinus (platypus), 3222 nucleotides. RefSeq names its product extended synaptotagmin 3 (gene ESYT3). NCBI's taxonomy places the organism in Eukaryota, Metazoa, Chordata, Mammalia, Monotremata, Ornithorhynchidae. The coding region runs from base 1 to 2418 and encodes 805 amino acids. The record is from RefSeq and is a predicted model, not a curated record. Gene Ontology annotation, biological process: lipid transport. Gene Ontology annotation, molecular function: lipid binding. The transcript is spliced from 24 exons.
AUGUGGGGGUCGGGGGUCGGGGGGUGGCGGGGGGCGCGGGAGGUGGCGUGGCGGGCGCUGGCCGUGGUGGGCCCGGCCGUGGCGGCGGGGGUCCUGGGCGCCGGGGCCGGCUGGCUGGUCCUGGCCGCCGGCCUGGGGCUCUGGUGGCGGCGGACCCGGCGGGGGAAGAGCAGCCGCCUCCGCGCGGCCCUCCGGCCCCCGCCGCCCCCCGACCGGCUCCGCGGCGAUGGGCGGCAGCUCCACGCCUCGAUCCACUUCCCAGAUGUGGAGCGAGUCGAGUGGGUCAACAAGAUCGUGGCUCAGAUCUGGCCCUACCUGGGCAUGAUCAUGGAGAAGAAAUUCCAGGAGAAGCUGGAGCCCAAGAUCCGGGAGAAGAGCAGCCACCUGCGAACUUUCACCUUCACCAAGCUCUGCUUCGGGGAGAAGUGCCCCAAGAUCAACGGGGUCAAGGCCCACACCGACCAGAGCAACCGGAGACGGAUCACCCUGGAUCUCCAGAUCUGUUACAUCGGGGAUUGCGAGAUCAGCGUGGAGCUCCAGAAGAUGAGAGCCGGAAUCAGCGGGAUCCAGCUGCAGGGGACCCUGCGUGUCAUCCUGGAGCCGCUGCUCAUCGACAAGCCGUUCCUGGGGGCCGUCACCAUUUUCUUCCUCCAUAAACCGCAUCUGGAGAUCAACUGGACGGGCCUGACCAACUUUUUGGACGCUCCAGGGAUCAACGAGGUGACCGACAGCCUCAUCGAGGACCUGAUCGCCGCCCACCUGGUCCUGCCCAACAGGGUGACCGUCCCCGUCAAGAAGGGCCUGGACGUGAGCCAGCUCCGCUUCCCGCUGCCCUGUGGUGUGAUCCGGGUGUUCGUGAUGGCGGGGAAGCAGCUGGCGGCGAAGGACAGCUUCCUGGGCGUGCGGGGCAAGUCGGACCCCUACGCCAUCGUCCACAUCGGGCUGGAGCGCUUCCGGACCCGAACCGUCCGCCACAGCCUCGACCCCGUCUGGAACGAGGUCUUCGAGUUCAUCGUGUACGAAGUGCCCGGGCAGGAUCUGGAAGUGGAUUUAUACGACGAAGAUCCGGAUAAGGAUGAUUUCCUGGGCAGUUUGCAGAUCAGUCUUGGAAACGUGAAGACGAACCGGACGGUUGACGAGUGGUUCCCCCUGAGCGACGCUCCCCGAGGCCGGCUGCACCUGCGGUUGGAAUGGAUGACCCUCGUGGCCGCCCAGGACCCGCCCCCGCAGGACCCCCGUGGACUCAACACCGCCCUCCUCAUCGUCUUCCUGGAGAGCGCCUGCAACCUGCCCAGGAGCCCGUUCGACUUCGUCAACGGAGAGUACCGCGCCAAGAAGCUGCCCAGGUUGGCCAAGGCCCGGGUGGACAAGGACCCGUCGGCCUACGUGAAGCUGUCGGUGGGCAGGAAGAUUGUCAAGAGCAAGACCUGCGCCAACAGCAAGGACCCCGUGUGGAACCAAGUGUUCACCUUCUUCGUGGGCAGCGUGGCGGCCGAACAGCUCCAUCUGAAGGUGGUGGACGACGAGCAGGACUGCGCCCUGGGGGUCCUGGAGGUGGCCCUGGCCCCCGUCCUCGCCCAGCCGGACUCGGCCUUCGAGGAGCGGUUCCAGCUGGCCCACUCCGGCCUCGACAGCCUCCUCACCAUGAAGCUCGUCGUCAGACUCUUGCAGACGGAGGAACGGGAGCCGGGGAGCCCCUACACCGGCCCGGAAGCCCUGAAGGAAGGCCCCGUGCCGCUCGAGGGGUCGGGGGGCGGCCGGGACCCCGAGGACCGGGCCCGCCCGCCCCCCGAGACCCCCGCGGCCCCGGCCGCGGCCGAGGAGGCCCGAAGGCCCAGCCGGGAGGCCGCGGCGGGCCCGGCGGACCAAAGCCCCCCGCCCCGGUUCCUGGCCGGGGCCCCGCUCCCCUCGGACCCGGGCCUCGGCUCCCUCGGCUCCCUCGGCUCCUCCUGCUUCGAGCUGAGCGACGGCGACCUCGACGACCGCCCGCCGGACCUCCCCAGCGGGGCCACCCUGGGCGAGGUGCAGCUGUCCGUCCGCUACGCCCCUCUCCGACGCUGCCUCGUCGUGCUGGUCUGCGGCUGCAGGAACCUGCUCCCCCGCGGCCGCGACGGCGGGGCCGACGCCUACGUCCGGGUCUACCUGCUGCCCGACAGGGGCUGGGCCGGUCGGAAGCGCACGUCCGUCAGGAGGAAGACCCUCAACCCCCAGUACGACGAGAGGUUUGAGUUCUCGGUGGGUCUGGAGGAGGCGAAGGGGCGUUCGCUGGACGUCGCGGUGAAGAACAGCCGGAGGUUCGGGGGCUCCUACCGAGGAAAGAGCCUGGGGCAGGUCCUGAUUGAUCUCUCCGGGGAAGAUUUGAUCAGAGGGUUUACGCGAUGGUGGGAGCUGACCCCGGAUGGGCGACCCCGCAGCUGACCCCGGAUGGACGGACGGACGACCCCGGACGGGUGGGCCCCCAGCCGACCCCGGAUGGAGGGCUCGCAGGGCAGACAGACGACCCCCGAGCUGACCUCAGAUGGACAGAUGACCCCGGGGCUGACCCCAGUUGGACGGGCUCAAAGCUGACCCCGGACGGACAGACGACCCCGGAUCUGACCCCGGAUGGACGGACGACCCCGGAGCUGACCCCGGGAGGGCGGACCUGCGGCCGGCCCCGGAUGGCCAGACAUAGCGGAGAUGACCCCGGAUGGACGGGCCUGCGGCUGAUCCGCCCAGAAAGAUGACCCUGGAUGGACAGAACCACAGCUGACCCCUGAUGUACACGUGACCCCGGAGCUGACCCCAGAUGGAUGGGCCUGCCGCUGACCCCGGAUGGACGGACGACCCCGGAGCCGACCCCAGACGGACAGAUGACCCCAGAUCUGACCCCGGAUGGAGAGAUGGCCCUGGAACUGACCCCGGACGGACAGGCCCGCGGCUGGCCCCGGAUGGACAGACGACCCCGAUGGACAGACGACCCCGGAGUUGACCCCGGACGGCCCCCUCAGCUGACCCCAGACGGACGGACGGCCCCGCAGCUGGCCCCGGAUGGACAGUCGGACGACCCCGGAUGGACGGGCCCACAGCUGACCCAGGACAGGCGGACGACCCCAGAUGGGUGGACAGUCCUCCCUGGAGCUGACAGAAUGUCAGCCCAGCCUUCCGGUGGGUUGUGUAAAACCGGACGUCCUGGGAUUUCGACGCCUGGGUUAUUGGUCAGAGCCAGGCGGGGGGCUGGGG